AUGUCCCACAAGAAGCGGGUGUACCCAACGGCUCAAUUGCAGUACGGACAGACUAACAUUUACGAACAACAUGGAGUCCCUCAGGAUGCGGGGGCUCCACAGGGUCAACCACUACAAUCAGAUAUCCCCUACAUGAACGCACAACCAGGUGUCAUACCGGGCCAGGGUGCUCCCAUGAUGAUGGAUAAUGGUGCUAUGCCCCAGCAACAAAUGUUUACCCCGGCUCAACAACAAUUGAAUCAACAAAUUGAUCAAACUACUGCCGCAAUGGGGAACAUGCAAUUCAAUCCAGCUGCUAAUGAAUCAAACAUGUACUAUCAGCAACCAUUACCACAACAGCAACAGCAACAACAACAACAGCAGGGUCCUGCUAAACCACCAAAACCAAUGAAUCAAUUGUAUCCAAUCGAUUUAUUGGUCGCGUUCCCACCACCAAUUUCUGAUUUAUCAUUACCACCACCACCAAUACUAUUCCCCUUGGAUACCAUCCCGGUACCUUCUGAGGAUGCAUUGGCUCCAAGCAAUUAUAUUAGAUCCACUUUGAACGCGGUCCCCAAGAGUAAUUCUUUGUUGAAAAAAACAAAGUUACCAUUUAGUUUGGUUAUUACUCCGUAUCAACAUUUACAUGACGAUAUUAACCCACCACCAUUAAAUGAAGAUGGAACCAUUGUUCGUUGUCGUCGUUGUCGUUCAUAUAUGAACCCAUUUGUUCAUUUCAAUCAGGAUGGAAGAAGAUGGAAAUGUAAUAUCUGUAAUCUAUUUAAUGAAGUCCCCAGUUUCUUGGAUAGAAUGCCCAAUGAUACCAUGUCAAAUAGAUACAUGAGAAACGAAUUAAGAUACUCUGUUGUGGAAUAUUUGGCUCCAAAGGAAUAUUCUUUAAGACAACCACCUCCAUCCACAUACACUUUUAUCAUUGAUGUAUCUCAAAAUGCAAUGAAAAAUGGGUUAUUGGGAACAACAACAAGAACCUUAUUGGAUAAUUUGGAUUCUUUGCCAAAUCAUGAUGGAAGAACAAGAAUCUCUAUAUUAUGUGUGGAUAAUGGUCUUCAUUAUUUCGCAAUCCCAUCUGAUGAUCAAGAGGGGCAACAAGUGGAAAUGAUGGACGUUUGUGAUUUGGAUGACGCUUUCAUUCCAAGACCUGAUUCCAUGGUGGUUAAUUUGGUACAAUGUAGAAAUAAUAUUGAAACACUUUUGACCAAGAUCCCACAAAUUUUCCAAAAUAAUAUUAUUAAUAAAUUCGCAUUGGGUCCAGCUUUACAAGCUGCAUAUAAUUUAACACGUAAUGAAGGGGGUAAGAUUAUUGUUGUCUCCGCUACAUUACCAAAUAUUGGUGUGGGUCAAUUAAAGAAAAGAGUGGAAGAAGCUAAUGUCGGGACACCAAAGGAAUCACAACAAUUAUUAACUUGUCAAGAUCCAUUCUAUAAGACUUUUACCAUUCAAUGUAAUAAAGUACAAAUCUCCAUUGAUAUGUUUUUAGCAUCUGAAGAAUAUAUGGAUGUGGCUACCUUAGCCAAUUUGGGUCAUUUCUCUGGUGGUCAAACUCAUUUCUACCCUGGAUUUUCUGCACAAAGAAUUACUGAUGCUACUAAAUUCUCCAUGGAAUUUGCCAAACAUCUUUCCAUGGAUACAUCCAACGAAGUCGUCAUGAGAGCUCGUGGAUCCACUGGUAUUAGAACAACUGGAUUCCAUGGUCAUUUCUUUAAUAGAUCUUCUGAUUUAUGUGCCUUCUCCAUAAUGAAUAGAGAUCAAUCAUAUGUCUUUGACAUUACAUUAGAUGAAAAUAUCGCUGCAGAAUAUUGUUAUGUUCAAGUGGCUAUCUUAUUAUCAUUAAAUACAAGUCAACGUAGAAUUAGAGUCAUCACUUUGGCAUUACCAACAACAGAUUCCAUCGCUGAAGUUUAUGCAUCAGUGGAUCAAUUGGCUGUUACCGCAGCAUUUACACAAAAGGCAAUCGAUAAGGCUCAAGAUACAAGUUUAGAAGAGGCAAGAAGAUUUAUAAAUCAAUCAGUGGAAGAUGUGUUAACUACAUAUAAGAAGGAACUUGUGGUACAAAAUACAGGUGCCGGAGGUAUGCCAUUAAGAUUAUGUGCCAAUAUGAAGAUUUUCCCCUUAUUAAUGCACGCAUUAACUAAAAAUUUGGCAUUUAGACCAGGUAGAGUACCAAGUGAUCAUAGAGCUGCUGCAUUAAAUUACAUGGAAUCUGUCCCAUUGAAAUAUUUAUUAAAAUGUAUUUAUCCAACAAUUUAUUCAUUACAUGAUAUGCCAGAUGAAGUAGGUCUUCCUGAUGAAAAUAAUGAAAUAAUAUUGCCUGAACCAAUAAAUGCCUCAUAUAGUUCUUUUGAAACUUAUGGAUUAUAUUUAAUCGAUAAUGGAAUCGAUUUAUUCCUAUGGAUGGGUGGUGAAGCCUUACCUCAAUUAGUAGAGGAUGCAUUUGGUGUUCCAAAUAUCUUGGAAAUGCCUAUUGGUAAACAAGAAGUCCCAGUGGUCCCUGAAUCACCAUUUAAUGAAAGAAUUAGAAACAUUAUUAAUAGAUUGAGAAAUCAUGAUGACGUUAUCACCUACCAAUCGUUGUAUAUCUUAAGAAGUGCCUCCAAUAGUGAUCCAGUACAGGCAAAUGCUAAGGAACUUUCUUCAUUGAGAAUGUGGGCUUCUACUCAUUUGGUGGAAGAUAAAAUCAUGGGUAGUGAAGGUUACCGUGACUUCUUACAAAUGAUGAAGAAUAAGACUUCGAAAUAA
Molecule: messenger RNA, 2736 nt
Organism: Naumovozyma castellii
Lineage: Eukaryota; Fungi; Ascomycota; Saccharomycetes; Saccharomycetales; Saccharomycetaceae
Gene: SFB2
Product: COPII subunit SFB2
Exons: 1
Coding region: 1-2736 (911 amino acids)
Source: RefSeq, a predicted model, not a curated record